UAUACUAGCACGUUGCUGUCUUGUUUUCCUUUUUUUUUUAUUUGAACAACCGCACGUUGCUGUCUAUUGUCACUGGGGCUGGGCAAAAAACCUGAAUCCGAAGAAUCCAACCGAAUCCGAUCUGUAUCGAACCCGAACCGAAAUGAUUAGAUAUCCGAACGGAUUCAAAAUUUUGGUAUCCAGAGAACCGAAACCAAACUUGGUCCGAACCGAAGUAUUUCGGGUACCCGAAUGUAUCCAAAAUAUAGAUUUAUAUAUCUAAAUAUAUUAAUUACUUUUAGAUUUAAUGUAUAUUAAAAACAUUCAAAAUAUAUAAGAUACUUUUAAGUUAUUUAAAAGACUUGAAAAUAUAUAUAAAUAGCCAAAAGUAAAAUUUUAAAAUAGCUAAAAUAUAUUCAAAACACCAAAAAUAGUUGAAAUAUCUACUGAUUUUCUAUCAAAAAGUAUUCAAACCAAACCAAUUUAUAUCUUAUAUAUUAAAACAGAAGUCUCAACCUUGAUUCAUGUGUGAUUUUUUUUAAAAAUGGACCUAAUGGAGAAAGUCAUCUUACAUUUAAUCUAUAAUCUUAUCAUUGGGGAAAUUUUACUUUUACACUUUGUUGGAUACUAUUUUUCAAUUUUACCAUUAGUCUAAGGACAUUUUCAGAAAUACCACUUUCAUUAAUGAGCAAAAGGCAAUAAUACCCUUACCUUAUCUUCUUCUCCACCAUCGGUUUCUCUCCUUCUCCCCGAGUCACAAUCGUCUCUCUCUCACCGUCGUCUCUCUCUCUCUCUCACCAUCGAUUUCCGGCGUCUCUCUCACCAUCUAGUUUCGGCGUCUCUCUCACCGUCUAGUUCCGUCGACUUUCUCUCACCGUCGACUUCUGGCGACGAAAUCGAUUCAAAAUCUCCAAGAUGUCAACUCCUAUAUGUGAUUCACAACUUGAAACCUCUUCUGCAGAUCCGUUAUGUCUACGUAGGGACUCAACAAGGGCUCCGACAAUUACUGAAGUGUUGGAGGUAGAGAAGAAAAAUAAUGGUGUGGUUACUACAAUGUUUGGAUUCUCUGAGGAAUUCAAACAUUUGGUGAACCCAACACAUCCUGAUGAUAAGGACUUUGACAGUGUUGUACAACUAGUUCAACAAGGAUACAAAGUGAAGAAAAGCGAUUGGGAACAAGGAUUUGUGGAUGUUUUCUUACAACAGAAGACAUUGGUCGACAAAGCAGGACAGAAGACAAAGAUGUACAGCAAAACCUCUAAGGAGCAAACACAAGAUGAAGAAGAACAACAAGUGGAAGUUGGUGUUGAAUUCGGCGACGGUGAUAAAGAAAGAGAAACAUCAAAAACCAAUGAAGGGCAGACAUUUGAGGAAGGAGAAAAAGAACAAAUGGAAGCUGAUACAGAAGUUGAGGAGCCCGUGCAAGUUGAAAGGCAGAAUGAAGAAGAGGAAAUAAGCCAUCAUAAUACUGUUUAGGAACAAAAGCAUAAGAAGAAUAAAGAGAAAAGAAAAGAUGAAGCGUAUGAGAAAGCUAAGGAGAAAUUUCAAGAUGAAGAUGGUUCCAAACUCGAUAAGUUAAUCCAAAUGCUUUAUGAUUUGAAUAAACGAGUAGAAGUAAUCGAGAAUGUCUUACAAUUGGUAAGCAAAUAACUUUACCAAGCACUUAUAAAUAUUUUCACAUGUUAUUUUCUUUACCUAUUAUGACAUGAUUUCUUGAAGGCACCUGAUGGUUAUGAGAGUCCAUGCAACUAUGAUGAUACAAAAGGUGCACCAAAUGAUGAAAAUGAAAAAGAAGAAAAUUCUGGUGGUAAAAGAAAUGCAACAGAUGAUGAAAAUGAUGAAGAAGAAAUUUCUGAUACACAACAACUGACGGAAGUGAAUAUUUUUAAGGAAAAUGAGAAUACAGAGAAAAUCACUUCAGACGAAGAUACUGAAAAAAGUGAAGAAAAAAGAUGCAUAAAACAAAAGUCACAGUUACAAUUCUAAAAAAAGAAUAUAAAUGUUUAUAAAUUUUUUGAUAUUAAGCUUAACUAAUCUUAUCUUUUGUAGAUGACGUCAUCUACUCCAACAUUCACUACUCCAAACUUUGAUAUAAUAGUAUAAAAUUUAAUAUAUUUUAUAAGGCUUUGUAAAUUUUAAUGUAUAAAGCUUAAAAUUACAGUUUCUAAAUAAUUUGUUUAAAGAUUACAUCGUCUAUAAAUAAUUUUUCGCAAGAGAUGAUUAAAACAUUUAUAAGCAUUAUAUAUGGAUUCAUAAACAAUAAUGUAUUAAAAUUUAUUAAAAAUCACUUAUAAACCUUCGUAAAACUCAGAUAUACUAGUUUAUAAAGUAUUAUAUAAACUCAGAGAUGAAAUUUAAACACAAAAAAAUGAUAUGUAAAGGCUGAUAAAUAACUUAUAACCCCUAAUAUAUCUUAUAAUAAGAUUUUAGAAAGCAUUAUAAAAAUUAAUGAUAAAAAGUUUAAAAAGUAAAAUCGGUGAUAUAAAUACAUGCUACUGUUACCGUUGACACAAGUGCUUGGUUCCAUGCCUUUACUCGUUGAACUAGUCUAGUCCUUCAAUCUCUCUGAAGGUGAAACUGCGAGGCCAAGUUCAGUGUUUUAUGUUUUACCAAGCAAAAAUUCCCUCAUGUAUCUUACGUUUUGUGGGACACACAUUACAGAAACAAUAUUGGUAACCUUAGAAACUCAUGUUUUCUCAUCAACCGCUUUGUCAUCUUCCAUAGCGUUUCUUUUUCUUGUAAAAUGAUGAUUAAUAUUUCAUAAAUAAUGUGUGUUUUUCUAGAUAAGUUAUCAAUUGGUUAAUGUUAUGAAAUAAUCAGGAAAUGUCUGUUCUUCUUCCUAGAAUCAUCCUCUUGAUGGCUCAUGUGAUGAAGAUCAAGAUAUGUUUUGUUUUCAUGUUAAAAGGAAGCAUGUGAAGAACAUUGGACAUAUAGUAUAACAUGGUUGCAACAGAGAGCCUAACAGAUAAGUUAUUUGGGACUUUUAUCUUCAUUACGGAUAAGAUCUUAUUGUAACAAAACAGAACAAAUCGACAUGUUGUUUCCUUUCCAAGCCAUCCAAAACACAACAAAACAGUAGGGACGCUCACUUCACUUCACUGUGGUUUCUUAUACUAUGAUGGAAAACCAACAAUCUCAACUUAAAUGCAAUAGCUAAUUCUUUCCAGAGGUUUCCACACUUGUCUCUAGUCCUGCCUCACGUACCUAUGAUUACAAAAGUGGAUAUCUCUUUGGUAAUAUUAAGAAGCAAAAAGUAAUUCAAAAAUCAGUAAUAAUAGUUAACAAACUAUUUCAAAGUCUAUAAAUCUAUUUAUAAAAGUCUAUAAAGCCAGUUACAAAAGUUUAUAAGAGUUCAUAAAAUCUUUUAUAAAUAUACAAAUGAUUUUAUAAGAGUUCAUAAAUCAUUUUAUAAGGUUAAUUAAUAAGAACUUAUAAAGAGAUUAUAAACCUUUUAUAAAGGUUUAUAAAUAUUUGUAGAAGUUUAUAUAGGUUUCUAAAUGUUAAUUAAGGGUCUAUAACAAAGAUUUAUAAAAAACAAUUAUAAAGAUAUAAUUUAUAAAAGUUUAUAAAGAUUUAUAAAAAAAUUUAUUCAUAGUUUAUAAACCAUUUAUAAAGGGUUAUAAAAAAAUAUAAAGGCUUUAUAAGAAUUUAUAAAAGGUAUAUAAACGGUUUAGAGGCACUUCUAGAGCUGUUAGAAAAAUAUAUAUUCUGCUAGAAAAAUAUCAGAAGGGUUAUAAAUCGGUGUAUAACACUUAUAGAACAAAAAUUAGUUAAUAAAAAUAAUAUAUUAUCUUAAAACCCC
This is a messenger RNA of Brassica napus (rape), 3781 nucleotides long. RefSeq lists its product as uncharacterized. Lineage: Eukaryota; Viridiplantae; Streptophyta; Magnoliopsida; Brassicales; Brassicaceae. The record is from RefSeq and is a predicted model, not a curated record. The transcript is spliced from 6 exons. The coding region runs from base 895 to 1455 and encodes 186 amino acids.